AUGAAUAACAGUGAGAAGACCUAUAGAAAGAAACAAGAGAAAAUCAUGGUUAAAUCCAAGGAGAUCCGUUAUGAGAAUGUGGUCAGGACUAACAUGGAAGGGAAUACAAUUAAUGUGGACCAACAUAUUGAGAAAAGAUCCCAAUAUAUCUUGUACGAAGAAGAGAAUGAAACAAAUCCUGAAGAUGGCAUUCUGAUAUCCCUUCUCGUCGUCGCAGUCUCACCUGUGCCAUUGCAACCACCGCCCCCCUCCCGGCAGAAAGUUCCGACGCUCGCAUUAUCUCCCACUGACGCCGCCGUGGUUCCCCGCACACACCACCGUCACCUUAAAUUGUGGCCCUUGUUCCUCCGUAUUCUGGUGAUCUCCGAUCCCCCACUUCCUGGUGUGCCCCCCCUUCCUGGCCGGCAAGAAUUCCAGGCACCACUGCAGCAGAUUCCGUUGACGCACCAGCCUAUUCUAAUUGCGAUGCGCCAAGACAAAGGCAUAGCCAACCAAGCUGGCAAGUAUGCCCGCUGCUUGAUCCCAAUCCUCUUCGCGCAUGGCCUUCUUCAGUCCAUUCUCAUGUUCUUGCAAACCCAAAGCAUUGUCUUCCCAAUGGUCAUAACCUCUGCACUUACGGCGCUGUUCCACAUCCUUCUCUGUUGGCUUCUUGUAUUUUGGGUGACUUGUGUCGGCGUGUGGCAAGCCAAGCAAUGACGGCAAAGUGGGAUGAUUAUUGAUGAAGGUAGGGAUGACAGCUGGUUGGGGAAAAAAAAGGGUAUUGAAGUGAAAUGUUUUGAUAA
Arachis duranensis is the source of this 782-nucleotide messenger RNA. RefSeq lists its product as uncharacterized. Lineage: Eukaryota; Viridiplantae; Streptophyta; Magnoliopsida; Fabales; Fabaceae. The transcript is spliced from 3 exons. The record is from RefSeq and is a predicted model, not a curated record. Gene Ontology annotation, molecular function: antiporter activity; xenobiotic transmembrane transporter activity. Gene Ontology annotation, biological process: transmembrane transport. Gene Ontology annotation, cellular component: membrane. The coding region runs from base 1 to 696 and encodes 231 amino acids.